Messenger RNA from Chelonia mydas (Green sea turtle), 4659 nucleotides. RefSeq names its product C3a anaphylatoxin chemotactic receptor-like. Gene Ontology annotation, molecular function: complement receptor activity; G protein-coupled receptor activity. The record is from RefSeq and is a predicted model, not a curated record. Gene Ontology annotation, cellular component: plasma membrane. Gene Ontology annotation, biological process: phospholipase C-activating G protein-coupled receptor signaling pathway; positive regulation of cytosolic calcium ion concentration; inflammatory response. The transcript has 2 exons. Lineage: Eukaryota; Metazoa; Chordata; Testudines; Cheloniidae. Bases 175 to 1041 code for a protein of 288 amino acids.
CUUCCUCCUUCGGGCUGAGCCAGUCUGGGAGAGCUGCAGGCAUCGCGUUGUGGUCCUUGGACUGGGGUCGACUCUGAGACGUUGCAUCCCCCCAAGACACGGUACAACGUCUGCGCUGUCCCAUCUGAUCCCUGAGAAGGAGGAGGGGAUAUUGUGACUGCACCUCUUCCAAGAAUGGUGUUCUUCUUAGUUCUCUUUGUGGUGAUGUGUGCCAUGGCCUUCCUUGCUGGGGUGCCGUUGAACGGCUACGUCCUCUUCAUCGCUGGCUGCCGGGUGGAGAGGACGGCCAGUACCGUGUGGUUCUGGAACCGGGCCAUGACCGAUUUCAUCUUUAUCGUUUUCCUGCCUCUCAGAUUCAUUUCCAUUUUUAUCCUGGACUUAGACUGGGCCAAGAGUCUGAGCAACACCGUCUCCUCCUUCCACAUGUUCUCCAGCGCCUUCCUCCUAACAGCCCUUAGUGUCGAUCGCUGCAUCCUCGUGGCACGUCCUGAGUGGGCCUGGAACCACCGCACACCCCAACUGGCUUUCCUUAUGGUUUUGGGCAUAUGGGCCCUGUCUCUUGGGUUCAGCUUGCGGUACGGUGAUCUAUUGGAAUUCCUCUUCUCACGUUCCAGAACCAGCAUGAAUUUCCAUCCAGAUGAAGGGAGGGUGAAGGCCGCCGUUACGAUCCAGUUCCUGGUUGGGUUUCUGAUCCCAUUAGCCUUGAUCUUGAUCCCAACAUUCUACAUCGUUCUAGCUGCCAAGAUGAGAAGGAACAGGCUGGUCCAAUCCACCAAGCCACUCAAGAUCCUUCUUGGCUUGAUCGCGACCUUUUUCCUCUGCUGGCUGCCGUAUCACGUCUUCUCCUUCCUGCUGAUCUUAGCUAAGCACCCUCUGCCUAUUCUGGACACAGAAAGUGCUUUUGCUUGUGUCCUGACAUAUUUCAGCAGCUGCUUCAACCCCGUCCUCUACUUAACCAUGGAGGAAGAGUUUCUGAGGUACUGGAAACGUGGACACAACUCCCAGACGACCGACAACUCGGGGCUGGAGCUGGCUGAAUAGGGAAAUGGAUGGAAUUUUUGAUAUUUGCAUGGAGAAAGAAUUCUGUUCGCUGGGACAUGUAACUUCCACUUGAUCCCCAAAUUCUUUUUUUUAGCAAGUGAAUUUUUUGGCCUUAUUCUUAGAAGAGCCACGAGAAUGAUGACUGGAUUAGAAAACCUGCCUUACAAUGAGAGACCCAAGGAGCGCAGUCUAUUUAGCUUAACAAAGAGAAGGUGAAGGGGUGAACCUCGCUGAGAGUCAAUGAGAAUAUAACAUAAUAUAACCCUGACAAAGAGUUUCCCAGGCUGGCUGUGCAUUGUGUGAACAAAUAUGUCCUUUUAUUAGUUUAUAUACUUCCUUUUAUUUCUAUAAAACCCGCGGGCUAUUAAUUUCAUUUGGUGACCCCUAGCUCUUGUGUUAUGGGAAGGAGUAAAUAACACUUCCUUAUUUACUUUCUCCACACCAGUCAGGAUUUUAUAGAGCUCUAACAUAUCUCCCCAUAGUUGUCUCUUUUCUAAGAUGAAAAGUCCCAGUCUUCUUAAUCUCUUCUCCUAUGGAAGCCGUCCCAUACCCCUAAUCAUUUUUGUUGCCCUUUUCUGAACCUUUUCCAAUUCCAAUAUCUGUUUUUUUAGAUGGAUUUAUAUAGAGGCAAUAUGAUGUUUUCAAUCUAAUCUGUCCCUUUCUUAAUGAUUCCCAACAUUCUGGUCGCUUUUUUGACGGCCACUGCAGAUUGAGUGGAUGUUUUCAGAGAACUCUCCACAAUGACUCCAAGAUCUCUUUCUUGAAUGGUAACAGUUAAUUUAGCCCCCAUCAUUGUAUAUGUAUAUUAGGGAUUAUGCUUUCCAAUGUGCAUUACUUUCCAUUUAUCAACACUGAAUUUCACCUGCCAUUUUGUUGCCCAGUUACCCAGUUGUGUGAGAACCCUUGGUAGCUCUUUACAGUUGGCUUUGGACUUAACUAUCUUGAGUAGUUUUGUAUCAUCUGAAAAUGAUGCAACCUCACUGUUUACCCCUUUUUCCAGAUCACUUAUGAAUAAUUGAAGAGUACUGGUCCCAGUACAGACCCCUGGGGGACACUGCUAUUUACCUCUCUCCAUUCUGAAAACUGUCCAUUGCUUCCUACCCUUGUUUCCUAUCAUUUAACCAGUUAUUGAUCCAGGAGAGGACUUUCCCUCUAAUCUCACAACAGCUUACUUUGCUCAAGAGUCUUUGGUGCGGGAGCUUCUUGCUUCUGAUGAACUUAACACAAAUUUUCAGAUUACUUUUUGCCUCUUUGGCUAGCUAUUCUUCAAAUUCUUUUUUGGUCUUCCUAAUUAUAGUUUUACACUUCAUUUCCCAGAGUUCAUGCUCCUUUCUAUUUUACUCAAUAGGAUUUAACUUCCACUUUUUAAAGGAUGCCUUUUUGCCUCUCAAAGCUUCUCUAGUUUGCUGUUUACCCACGGUGGCACUUCUUUGGUUCUCUUACUAUGUUUAUUAAUUUGGGGGAUACAUUUAAGUUGAGCCUCUAUAAUGGUGUCUUUUAAAAGUUUCCAUGCAGCUUACAGGGAUUUCACUUUUGGCACUGGACCUUUUCAUUUCUUUUUUACUAACUUCCUCAUCUUUGUGUAGUUUUCUUUUCUGAAAUUAAAUUCUACCGUGGUGGGCUGUUGUGAUGUUUCCCCUGCCCCGGGGGUGUUAAAGUCCAUUAUAUUAUUGUCACUAUUACCAAGCGGUUCAGUUAUAUUCACCCUUGGACCAGAACCUGUGCUCCACUUAGGACUAAAUCAAGAAUUGGCUCUCCUCUUGUGGGUUCCAGGACUAGCUGCUCCAAGAAGCAGUCAUUUAAGGUGUCAAGAAACUUUGUCUCUGCAUCGUGUUCUGAAGUGACAUGUGUCCAGUCAAUAUGGAGGUAGUUGAAAUCCCCCAUUAUUAUUGAGUUAUUUUUAUUUUAAUAGCCUCUCUAAUCUUCCAGAAUAUUUCACAGUCGCUAUCACCAUUCUGGUCAGGUGGUCAGUAAUAUAUCCCUACUCUGUAUUCUUAUUAUUUGGGCAUGGAAUUAUUCUGUAUUGAGAUUCUGCGAUACAGUUUGGUUCAUUUCAGAUUUUUACUUCAUUUGAUUUUAUGCUUUCUUUCACAUAUAGUGCUGCUCCCCCACCAGCACGUCCUGUUCUGUCCUUCCAAUAUAUUUUGUACCCUGGUUAUACUCAUUGAUUAUCCUCAAUUACACCAUUACACCAUUGAUUAUCCUCAUUCCACCAAGUUUCUGCAAUGCCUGUUUUGUCGAUGUCCUCAUUUAAUACGUGGCACUCAAGUUCACCCAUCUUAUUAUUUAAACUUCUAGCAUUUUUAUAUAAGAACUAAAAUGUCACUUUUUAGCUGUCUGCCAUUACAUGAUGUAAUUGAAUCAACUUAGGCUUCUACUGGUGAGAUUUUCAAAAGCACCUAUGUCAGUUAGGUGCUUAACUCCUAACUUCAAUGGGAAUUUGGCAGCUAACUCCCUUAGCCACUUUUAAAAAUCUAGCCCUGUGUCUUCAUUGUCAAACCCGAGCCUUCAAACCCCAUGAGCCACCCCCUAACACAUAAUGAGAUUGGUUUGGAAAGAAAGACAUUUGGGUUCCUCUUUUUUGCUGUAUGUUUUUUUUUUGCUGGGGGGGAGGGCAUGUCAGACUUUUCUCUGGAAAAAUGAAAGGUGGAAAUUUACCUAAAAAAAAUAAGAAGCGAAAGCUGAAAUUCCCACCUAAUCAUCUGGUUCCAGGAUCUGGGGCUUGCAGGAAAAUGACAAACAUGGCGAAUGUCGCAAUGAAAUUGUAAGAGUCGGCGAUGCUACAAAACUCCACCAAAAGUUUCAGCAAACCAGAAAUAUCUAGCUCUAUUACUGAAACCAAUGGAGUGAGGAGGUGUUCAAAAUACUGGGGACUUUAAAUAAAAUGUGGGUGGCUGUGGCACUCUGUACCUCAAAACAGCACCCUGGAGCCCCCAUAUUCACCACGGUCAUAUCAAUAUGAACAAAGUCAUCCUUGUGAGGUAUCAUUAAAAAGUCUUGGUGUGUUGAUUAUUCAUAUACCGUUAAAUUGUAUGUGCUGUCAUUGUAUGGGGAGUUAUGAAGUUUUGCAAUGGGUGUGUUACUGAAAUACGUUGUGUUGUUGGGAACACCCAGAACCAGCCUUUCAGGUAUGACCGCGGAGGAGCCAGACAGCGUUACUGGCUCGUCAGCACCCAUGAAAGAAUCCACUGUCUCAGGAACCGUAUAAAAUGGAGAUUUCUCAGAGAGAGGACAUAGACAAUGGAGACUCUUUGACCCAAGUCAUCCCAAAAUGUAUUUCCAUCAGGGUGGAAGAAACAACAGAAGAGGGGAAGUGAUGUCACCAUUUGGUCUCACUCCCCCCACAACUCAACACCUGGAAACACGUCUGGAGGACAAAGACUUUGAACUUUGGUAUCCGGCUGGAAGACAAGCCCAGCCUGUUCACUGAGGAUGUGUCACCUGCUUGUACCGUCUGCCAGGGUGAGACAUGGCUUGAUUCAAAUCCUGUUAAGUUUGUAGAACUCAGAUGGCGAAUUUCCUUUUACUUCUUGGGUGACCAACUGUGAUCUUUAUAAUCGCGGCGUAUAAUCACUUUAAAUCUGUCUGUAGUUAAUAAACCUGUUUUAUAUUCUGCCU